Entrophospora candida is the source of this 688-nucleotide messenger RNA. The record is from the annotation of a GenBank genome assembly. NCBI's taxonomy places the organism in Eukaryota, Fungi, Glomeromycota, Glomeromycetes, Entrophosporales, Entrophosporaceae.
GUUUGGAAAAUAAAAAUUACAAAAGUAAAGAAAACCAAACAAAGAGUAUUGAAAUAUAUUUGGUCAUCACUUGGAUAUAAAGGAUUUGAGAUUGAAUCUAAUUCAAUUUCAAUUGGCAAAAAUAAAUUUUCUUUGAAAAUCUUGUUACACUCACUAAACUUGCCAACUAAUACUAGUCAGCAUCUUAUUUAUUACCCAAAUAAUCCAAACACAAUAAAAGAUGUUUGUGAAGCACUUGAAUUUCUUCAUAUUCAUGAAAUUCUAUGUGUUGGUCCAAAGAAUUACCAAAGGUUUAAAGAUAUAUUCUAUAAUACUGAAAAACUUGCUUAUAGAUGUUUCAAAAAAUCACCAAGUUUAUGGAGGUUGAAUGAUAUUCGUCAUGAUAUUAUGGCGAAUUUGAUUAGAGGUCAUAAUAAUUCUUUGAUCAAGAAAAUCUUAUUUAAAGAUAAUGAAUUUGGUGAUAGUAACCAAGCCUUAAAAAUUGAUAAACAUUAUUUGCAUACACCACGUUUAUAUGGAUGGCAAAAACAGAGAAAAACCACUGAUUUGGAAUUAGCAAUUAAUGAUCUUAAAGAUACUGUUAUAGUUGGAUUUUUAUUAGAAUAUUAUUCUAAUCAUGCAAUGGAAAAUAUUGGAUGGAUGUUUACUGUAGCCAAAGCAAUUCCAUUGUUAUUAAAUCAUAAUUUAG